Molecule: messenger RNA, 2814 nt
Organism: Atta colombica
Lineage: Eukaryota; Metazoa; Arthropoda; Insecta; Hymenoptera; Formicidae
Gene: Polr1F
Exons: 4
Coding region: 144-2141 (665 amino acids)
Biological process (GO): DNA-templated transcription initiation
Cellular component (GO): RNA polymerase I complex
Source: RefSeq, a predicted model, not a curated record
AAGAAUCGUUUCUCGAAUAAUCGAAUCAGAAUCUCGCAUAACUAGUCUCUAGUCUCGAUCUCGGCUGCAAGAAGUUCGAAGAUGAGGAAGGUCUGAAGAAUUAAUUGAAUAAUAUUUAAUAUCAACUGUGUUUUUGACGCAAGAUGAAACAUCAGAAAAAUCGUGAAGUGACGUGGACCACUCUAGAACUCAGAGGUCUUCUAGAAGACGAGGAUUCUCAUGUGCACUUUGUGAGGACCAUCAAGCACGUUGCAUUACAUCCAUAUCACUUGAACAAUAUUCAACGAGGUCUAAAUCAGAUUUUAAGAUCGUUGUUGAAUACUUAUGACAGAGAAUUGAAAGGGUUUGUACUGGCUUUUAAAAAUCCUAAGUUGCUUAGCAAUUUAGGAGAAUUGUUUUAUGAUUCUCCCUUUAUUCAUGUCAACAUUGAAGCAGAUUUCUAUUUGUUCCGUCCAAAGACUGGAUUUUUUCUGAAAGGUAUAGUGAAUAAGAAGAGUUUGGAUUAUAUUGUAAUACUGGUACACAAAAUAUAUACCGUAUCUAUUCCAAAACCAGAUAAUACAGAGCAAUGGUUAGGUGAGUCAGUGAAGAUUAGUCAGGAAGUAAGAUGUUGCGUCACUCAACUACAUCAUAAGAGCAAACCUCCUUUCAUCUGCGCCAGUUUGAAAUCCGAUUAUUCGCAAGGUUGUAGGUUGUCAGAAAGCAUAAUUAAUAUUGAUGUGGACAGUCCAAUUGAAAGUACAAAUAACUCCAUGAAGAUUGACAUUGAUGGAAUAUUGGAAAAUGAUGGCAUUUCUGAGAAAGAGAAGAAAAAACAGAAAAAACACCGGAAAAAACACAAAUUUCAAGAACAGAAUUCAGAAAUAGUUUGUAAAAUUGAAAAUGAAUCAGAAUUGAACGUAGGAAGCAAUACUUCUACAAUUAUUAAAUCUGAAAAGAAACAGCAAUGUAUUUUAUUAAACAUUGAUGUAGACAGUGCAACUGAAAAUACAAAUAACUCUAUGAAAAUUGAUGGAAUAUUGGAAAAUGAUGGUAUUUCUGAGAAAGAAAAGAAAAAACAGAAAAAACACCGGAAAGAACACAAGUUUCAGGAGCGGAAUUCAGAAAUUGUUUGUAAAAUUGAAAAUGAAUCAGAAUUGAACGCAGGAAGCAAUACUUCUACAGUUAUUAAAUCUGAAAAGAAACAGCAAUGUAUUUUAAAUAUUGGUGUGGACAGUGCAACUGAAUGUUCAAAUAACAUGAAGAUUGACAUUGAUAGAAUAUUGAAAAAUGAUGAUAUUUCAGAGAAGAAAAAACAGAAAAAACAUCGGAAAGAACACAAGUUUCAGGAGCAGAAUUCAGAAGUUGUUUGUAAAAUUGAAAAUGAAUCAGAGUUGAACGUAGGAAGCAAUAUUUCUGCAAUUAUUAAAUCUGAAAACAAACAGCAACGUAUUUUAUUAAAUAUUGGUGUGGAGAAUGCAACUGAAAGUUCAAAUAACUCUAUGAAAAUUGACAUUGAUGGAAUAUUGAAAAAUAAUGGUAUUUCAGAGAAAGAGAAGAAAAAACAGAAAAAACAUUGGAAAGAACACAAGUUUCAGGAGCGAAAUUCAGAAGUUAUUUGUAAACUUGAAAAUGAAUCAGAGUUGAACGCAGGAAGCAAUACUUCUACAGUUAUUAAAUCUGAAAAGAAACAGCAAUGUAUUUUAAAUAUUGGUGUGGACAGUGCAACUGAAUGUUCAAAUAACAUGAAGAUUGAUAUUGAUGAAAUAUUGGAAAAUGAUAUUUCUGAGAAAGAGAAGAAAAAACAGAAAAUACACCGGAAAGAAUAUAAGUUUCAAGACCGGAAUUCAGAAGUUGUUUGUAAAAUUGAAAAUGAAUCAAAGUUGAACGUAGGAAAUAAUACUUCUACAAUUAUUAAAUCUGAAAAGAAACAGCAAUAUAUUUUAUCAAAUACUGGUGAUUCCUUAAAUGAUUUGGAAGUCGAUAAUAUCCCUAAAAAACAUAAGAAGAACAAGAAAAUGUCCAAAUCGCUACUUAAUAAUGAAACAAUUUUGGACGAACUUACUGUGUCACGUAAAGCUGCAAAGAGAAAAAAAUCCAUUCUGUUAGAUAGUAUUACUGAAACAGAGAUAAAAAAGGAAAAGAAAUGUGAAGAAAUCUAAAGAAUCUGAUUCAGAACUUAUAUUAACAAAGAAAACGAAGAAGAAAUAGUUAAAAGUACAAAGAAUAUUAUUCCCUAUUUUAAAUGUAAAGAAAAGCAACAUAUACUUAAGAAGCAUGUAUUAAACGUCAAUACUUUUUCAAAUAAUUUAGAAAAUAGUGUAUCUACAAAAUAUAAUAAAAGCAAAAAGCCACCUAUAAUGUGAAAUUCGGAAUCAGAGACUCACAUUGUUAAAAUAAAGACUGAAAAGUAAGUUCUAUGUAUAAAUAGAAUUAUUAAUGAAAGAGCAAAAAGCCAAACAUCAUGUAAUAAGACUCAAGUCAUACAAAAUUUGAAUGAAACUUUUGAAAUGCCUAAGUUUAUGAAAAAAGGAAAUUUCAUUAAAUAUGACACUUGAAUGAAAAAGGAAAGGAGUCUUAAGAAACAUAAUUCAAGAGACUCAUGAUCAAAAUCUAUCGAAAUUAAAAAAGAAUGACAUAAUCAGUGAUGUCCAUAACUUCAAAUAAGGAAAGGAAAAAAAGUCUUCAGAAACAUGCAAAUGUAGAUCGUUUAAUCAAUCAGAGGCAUUUGUUUCUAUAGAUUGUGUUUCUCAUAUAUACGUCCUAUGAGAUUAAUAUUGUUUAUAAAUAUAAUGUUUAGAAACUCUCAAUCUUAAAAUAGUAAUAAUAAAGAUG